Messenger RNA from Colletotrichum siamense, 561 nucleotides. RefSeq lists its product as uncharacterized. The transcript has 2 exons. The record is from RefSeq and is a predicted model, not a curated record. NCBI's taxonomy places the organism in Eukaryota, Fungi, Ascomycota, Sordariomycetes, Glomerellales, Glomerellaceae. Bases 1 to 561 code for a protein of 186 amino acids.
AUGCAGCUCAGCACUACCAUUGUUGCAGCGGCUGCUGCCAGGAUCACCAGUCCCAUCGGACCUCCCCCGCCGAUUCCUGUGCCUUCCACAAUCCUCACUAGUGCGGCAGUCGAGAGCUUCAACGUCUCUGCCAACGGCAACUUCUCCAUCAACGACGCCCUUGGCAAUCAACUCCUCGCCAGCUAUCACAACUUCAGCAAGACCUGCACCAACAUCCACGGCGACUUCAUUGACACCAUUGUCUGGGCCUGUUGUAGCAACAUGAAUGGUAGCUGGUUCCAGAACCGCUUCCGUCUCGGCCAGUGCCUCGAGAACCGCCGUGGCAACCUCGUCGCCCGUCGUGACGGCCGCUUCUGGCGCACCUGCCAGGACUGUGGCUUCAAGGACCCAGACAGGGCCACGAUGUACAGCUGCCGCUGCUGGCCGAAGCCGACGGCUGGGGUUGAGCAUAAGUUGAUGGACACGGAGAUUGACUUGGAUACCUUCAUGGGCAAUGAUCAAGGCGAGCUGGCGUGCUUUGGAGUCAAGGAGAGACGACGCAACGAGGAAUGCCAGCCCUGA